AUGAAGCGGCAAGGAGGCCCGUUCCCGCCCCGCGGCGGACAGAAAGGAAACGUCUCCUUCUCGGAGAAGCGCCGACGGCUCAACGUCGACGGGAAAGGCUGCAAAGGCGUUUUCCUGACGACAAACACGAGCGAGAAGCACGCCAUCCGCGAGUUCAUGAACCUCAUUCAUCAGUAUCUCCCGGACAAAGAUGCGCAUAAUGCGGAGGCGCAUGCCGAACGGAGUGCAGCGGACGAAGUAACAGAUGCGCUGAAGAGCGAGCUUGCAAGCCUCCAGCGGCACCAGAAGCGCUUUGUUCCGAUGAAGGAUCUUCUCAAAGGGGCCAUUUUCAUUCAGUUCACGCACGACGACGACAUUCCAUCGGCGAUUCUUCACGGCCUGAUGACGCGCAUUCUCGAAGAGCCUGGCGUCUUCUCCUGCAGACACAUUUCGCGGAUUCUGCCGGUGGACGCGACGGCGGAGCCCACGCUCGAGGGCCUGCGGCGAAUCGUGAGGAUGCUGGUCGCGACCUCUAUGCCUUUUUCGCGGGCGGCGCAGCGCGUGCGCGACGGCGAGAGCGACGCGCGUCCAGCAGACUCCGCCGCGAGCGGGCAGGAUGGAGCCCAAGCGCCGGAGACCGGCGCGGCGGCGGCGGCGCCCAGCGGCGCGAAGGAGACAGACGGCAACACGACGGAGGAGACAGAGGGCGACGCGGCGAAACCGAAGGAGACUGGCGAAGAAGCGAAGGGCGCAGCGCAGGACUCCGAGGCGCCGAGCAUCGUAUCGACCUGGUCUUGCCAGUAUACCAGCCGCAGCUUCGACACCGUGAAAAAACAAACCGUGCUGGAUCUCCUCGCGGACGAAGUCGGUCCCGCGUACAAGGUCAACAUCCGCGAAGCAGAAUUCUCCAUCGUCGUCGAGUGCAAUCCGGUUUUCUUCGGCGUCGCUAUGGCUCACGACUUUGGCAAGCUCUUCCGCUACAACCUCCAUCGCUGCUGUCAUCCCGAGGAGGUUCAAGCUGAGAAGUCCGCUCUCGCCGGUGCGCCGUCAGUCGCCCAGGCCGCAGCGGAGGCCGCGGAGACCGCACCCGUCGAGCCUCAGAAGGCGGACGCCGCCGCAGCGCAGGCAGAAGAAAGCGACGCGAGCGCCACGAGUGCGGAUGCAUCCGCCAGUGUCCCCUCCGUGGAGGCGUAG
Molecule: messenger RNA, 1173 nt
Organism: Besnoitia besnoiti
Lineage: Eukaryota; Apicomplexa; Conoidasida; Eucoccidiorida; Sarcocystidae
Exons: 7
Coding region: 1-1173 (390 amino acids)
Biological process (GO): tRNA modification
Molecular function (GO): RNA binding
Source: RefSeq, a predicted model, not a curated record